CCCUUCUCUUGCCCGUUAACGAUCAAAAUUUGUCGUUUUCAAAACCCUAGAGAGAGAGAGAGAGAGAGAGAGAGUGCCGAUCGCAAAUCGAAUACUAGUUGGUAAAUUUCUCCCCAAAACACAAACAUCAGAAAGCUCGAUUUCGCUUCUGUUCUUCUAAAAAUUACGUCUUUUUCCGUUUCACUCCCCAACGAAUUAGGGUUUCCAUUUGAUCCGUCUCAGUUCAUGCGUUAACCAAUGGACGCCGACGUGGCUCGUUGGGUCCUCGAGUACCUCCUCCGUCAACCCCUCGACGACCGCACGCUCAACAACCUCCUUCGCGUCCUCCCUAUCCCCGACGACAACGUCCGUUUUAAGAAGUCAAUGCUUCUCCGCAGGAUCGAAUCAGAGAUAAUUAGAAAGGGUUCAAUCUCGGAGAAGCUUCUUGGGUUUUUGGAACGCAUCGAGGAGCUAGAUAACCAAGAGGGGAUCGAGACUUGCGAUUCGAUGAAGCACGCGUAUUGUUCGGUGGCUGUGGAUUGCACGGUGAGGUUUCUUGAUGAGAGGGAGGAGUAUUUCGACGCGGUGAAGAGGAUAUGGAGGGGUAGGGUUUGGAAGAUGGAGAGGUCUGAGAGGGCUGUUGGGUUGGUUUGUGAUGAGUUGAGAGGUUGGAGGGAUGAUAUUGAGGCGGCGGUGUGGGACCCGAGUGUUUGCGAAAAUGUGCGGGUAAAGAGCAGAGGGAAUGGUGUUCUGGAGGCGGUUAGGGUUUAUGUUGAUGAAGCGUGGAAGAGUGCGGGCCCGUCUUUUCUUGAAGCCGUGGCGGGGACUGUGAGUGAGGAUACAAUGAGGGAGGUUUUGGGACAGGGCGGGAUAGGUGAUCGAGCAGGUGGAGAUUCAACUCGGGAUUUGAUUGUUAAUGAGAAGGAUAAAGAAUCGCAGAGAGGUGGUGUGUUGCCUAGGCAGAAGCAUGUUGUUACGAAACGCUCCAGAGGUGCAACCAUUGGCACUUCCAGAGGAGUUAAGAUCACUGAUACAGAAGAACUGGAUUUGAGGAAGUUAUCUAACUACUACAAGUGUCUACCUUCUCCUGAUAUUGAUAAAGUAAAAGAAGCACUCAGAACCAGUGUUUCUGAGCUACGAGCAGUGGUGAAAGACCCUCUUCCUGAGGCCUUACGGCUUGCAGAGAAUGUGAUGUCUUGCAUGGAUGGACAAAACAUGAAUCAGGAGUCAUCAGUUAGAGGACAGAACGGGAAAAAUGUAGAUGCAGCAAAUCCUUCUGUUGGCACGAGUCCUGAAGCUGCUCUUGCCAAUGAGGCUAAUUGCGACAAUCAACGUUCCGGGCAUCAGAAUGAUGCGCCUAAACCCAGCUUAAUGGCACGGAAUGGUACUGCCCGCACUUUCAAGUGGGAUGAUUCUAUUGACUCCUUACCUGAAGGGUCAGCUGACCAUGCAAGUAGACUUCACUUGCCUACACCAAAGAGAAGGCUUGUUUCUCCUCUGAAAAAGUAUGAAACUCCAAAAAUAUCAACGAGGAGAAAAGUGAAGAAAUGGAGUAUACUGGAAGAAGACACUUUAAGGACUGGCGUGCAGAAGCUUGGUAUGGGGAACUGGAAGGUCAUCUUAAAUGCGUAUCGUGAAAUAUUUGAAGAAAGAACUGAGGUUGAUUUGAAAGACAAGUGGAGAAAUAUGACACGCUAUUGACUUAUCAAAAUAAUGUCUUCAGUUUGUAUUAUAUUUGAGAUACGAUUGUACUCAUGGUAAUAAGUCAUGCAGAGGCUCGAAACAACAUUUGGUUGGUCCUACGUCUACAGCAUGGCACCAAAUCUUUUGCCAACUUAAAUGUGAUGAGAUGAAGUUCUUAAACCGACAGACUAUCGGCAUGAGCUUCUCUCUAGCUAGUUUGGGUCUUUUUUUGCCUAUCAAAUUAGCCGAGCCUGUUGAGCCUUGAGCUCCAAGUCUGUGCUCUCUUCUCCGAGCUCCUUGAGCAACCCAACUGAAUCACCAGAGUGCAGGCCUUACGUUUUGUGCUCAUCGGUUCAAGCAUUGUGAAUACGUUGGUGACAAAGUUUGUACAUCUGCUAAUUAUGUUAGAAACGUGUAAUUUGUAGAAUUUUUAGUAUUAAGCCAGGGUUUUCUUAUGCAUUCAGAAUGUAUGAAUAUAUUUUAGAUUUUACAAAGGAGAGUUUUGGUACUGUAAAGUGUAAACCAUCUGCCGCCUUGCCUGAUGAACAAGUAGGACUGUAUUACAUGAUGUUUCUUGUGGCAUCAACAAAUAGCUUUGUUUUUU
Messenger RNA from Rhododendron vialii, 2266 nucleotides. RefSeq lists its product as uncharacterized. The record is from RefSeq and is a predicted model, not a curated record. The transcript has 6 exons. Bases 238 to 1680 code for a protein of 480 amino acids. NCBI's taxonomy places the organism in Eukaryota, Viridiplantae, Streptophyta, Magnoliopsida, Ericales, Ericaceae.